AUGUUACUAUUAUUACUUUAUCUUUUAUUGUAUUUGUCUGCUACGGCAACUUCCAAGGCCAUUAGUGGAAUAUUUACUUCAUUCGAUUCCUUGGAAUGGAAAGGUAAUGGAUAUCCUCAAGAACCUCACAGCAAAAGCUGGUUUGUAACUAUGUCGUGGAGAAUAGAUGGUUCUCAGGCAGCUGCUGGAGACACUUUCAAAUUGACCUUACCUUACGUCUUCAAAUUUACAACUACUGACAGCUCAGUUGACUUGAAAGUAGAUCAAACUAGCUAUGCAACUUGUAAGUUCCAACCUGGUGAAACCCUUAUCGAAUUUUCUGAAUUAGAAUGUAUAAUGUUAUCUUCCGUUGUUCCCACCACCUACGCUAUCGGCACCAUUACAUUUUCCAUGGUGUUUGCAUGUGGUGGAUCGUUAUUUCCUAUUGAACUUAAAGCUGCAAGUCAAUUCGACCAAGGGGUUAAUGAGAUCAGCUUCUGGGAUGGCAAAAACCAGCUUUCAAUCCAAACGACAUUUGCAAAAUCAGCUGCCAUGGACAACCUUGUCUACAAGAAUAGAGGACUACCUGUUCUUAACAAAGUGAGUUUACUAGCAGGAGCAGGAACUUGUCCAUAUGGCUAUUUGAGUGGUACACUUGGGAUGACUAUAGAAACUAGAAAUAUUCAGCUUGACUGUUCAAAUAUACACGGUGGAAUAUCUAAUGAUUUGAAUCCGUGGCAUUUGCCUAAAAGCAUAUCAACUGAUUUCGAUUUUACCUUGAGCUGUCUGACCUACAAAGUCACCAUGAAUUACCAGAAAAUUCCCGAAGGAUACAGACCAUUCUUAGACUCAUUAGGAAAAAUUACUGGAGCAGGUUUUCAGGAUAUAAAGUACGAAAAUUACUUUAGAUGCAGCGAUGAAAGAUGGCUUGAAAAAGGUUGGACAAUAUCUUGGGAUCCAAAGGAACUCGGGCUUACAGGAUCAGAUGGUUGGGAUGUAGUCUAUACGACUAGUACUUGGACUGGUCUGUAUACACAGUUGACAACAAUGCCUUUUAGUACAGGAAUAGACAAGACAAUGACAAUAAUUGUACAAGUUCCGGACACUACUGCUGAAGUAGAGCCUCCGCCAACAUCUUCAACUGAAUUCUAUCCGGAAGAAAGUUCAUCUGAUAUGGUGUUUGAAACAGGAAAGACUUCUAGUUUUCUGUCCGAAAGCAACCCGAUUGAGAGACCAAGUUCAACAGAUAUAUCCUCAUCCAUUGAAUUUAUUUCUACAUACACCCAAGACUCAGAUGAUACUGCUAUUGAAGCAACGAUUGCAAAUAGUGAUCUUGACAACUCAAACUCAAUGGUAGAAUCCCAUAGUUCAUCUGUACUCGAAGAUGAAGCUACAUCAACACUCACAUUUCCAGAUUCUACACCACUUGAAACAGAUUCAGAUAAUUCGCUGCAAACAUUCGAAACAAUGAAUUCGCUAUCCGGUGAGACCUUAUCGGCUAGCAACGUCUUCCAAACACCAACUGAACCUGGAGAAUUUACUACGACCAUUGGCCAGUCCGAAGGAUUAAUCUCAUCGCUUGAAGAAGAACCAGUAGAAUCCUUGUCAUUGAAUGUUCCCGAUGACUCUAUUAGUGUUGAUGCUGAAGAAACUAACAAUUCCUUCAGAAAUACUGAUGUCCAAACCCAAUAUUCUUAUGAAUCAAUAGACUCAACCAUUACAGCUGAACUAGAAAGUCAGACAACAGUCACCGGAGAAUCAUCUUUGUUGGAUCAAUCAGAUAUUUUUUCUGAUCAAUCAGACCUGCAUAUUACAAGUGAUUCCGCAAUACCAGAAAAUUCAGAACCAACAAUAGUCGUCAGCACAGCUCCGAACGAAUCUUCAGCUACUACCACAGAUACUAGUAAUAGCAAUUCAGCUGAAAAAUCACAUUCAGAUAAUUUCACUGAUGAAAGUACAGGAUUAUCAAAUAUUUCUACAGGUACCAAUGAUGAAGAACACGCAAGUACAGGAUUUAGUGAUACUGAAGAGAAUACCAAUUCAUUGAAUACCGACCAAGGUGCAACCAGAACGGAACCAGACUCAACAAUUAAGGUAACCGAAUCCGACGAUGGUGGUGAAUCAAAUUGGAAUACCAAUGAUGAUGCAUCAAGAACAGAAUCAGAUUCAGAUGUCAAGGCAACCGAAUCCAAGGAUGGUGGUGAAUCAAAUUGGAAUACCAAUGAUGAUGCAUCAAGAACAGAAUCCGAUUCAGAUGUGAAGGCAACCCAAUCCAACGAUGGUGGCGAAUCCAUUUGGAAUACCAAUUCAUUGAAUACCGACGAAGGUGCAACCAGAACAGAACCAGACUCAACAACUAAGGUAACCGAAUCCGCCGAUGGUGGUGAAUCAAAUUGGAAUAGCAAUGGUGAUGCAUCAAGAACAGAAUCAGAUUCAGAUGUCAAGGCAACCGAAUCCAACGAUGGUGGUGAAUCCAUUUGGAAUACCAAUUCAUUGAAUACCGACGAAGGUGCAACCAGAACAGAACCAGACUCAACAACUAAGGUAACCGAAUCCGCCGAUGGUGGUGCAACCAGAACAGAACCAGACUCAACAAUCAAAGCAACAGAAUCGAAGGAUGGUGGUGAAUCAAAUUGGAACAGUAAUUCAUUCAAUACCGAUGAAGCUGCAUCCAGAACAGAACCAGACUCAAUAGUCAAGGCAACCGAAUCCGACGCUGAUGGUGAAUCUGCAGAGAACACUAAUUCACUGAAUACCGACGAAGGUGCAACAAAAACAGAACCAGACUCGACAAUCAAGGUAACCGAGUCCGACGACGGUGGUGAAUCAAAUUGGAAUACUAAUUCAUUGAAUACCAAGGAUGCUGCAACCAGAACAGAAGCUGACUCAACAGUCAAGGCAACCGAAUCCGACGAUGAUGGUGAAUCUGCAGAAAAUAACAAUUCAAUGAGUACCAAUUCAUUGAAUACCAAUGAUGCUGCAUCCAGAAGCGAAUCAGAGUCAGCUAACAGUGCAACUGUUUCCAACGAUGGUGGUGAAUCAAAUGAGAACAGUAAUUCAUUGAAUACCGCUGAUGAUGCAUCCAGAACAGAAUCAGACUUAACCAUCAACCCAACUGUAUCCAACGACGGAGGCGAGUCAAUUGGGAACACUUAUUCAUUGAAUACCAAUGAUGCUGCAUCCAGAUCGGAAUCAGACUCAAUCAUUAAUGCAACUGCAUCGAAGGACGACUUCUCUUCUACUAUUAGAUCUCAGGCACAUAGUGAUGAAUCUUCAGGUGGAAAUUCUGAUUAUGCGAGGACAAACGCUUCUCUGGACACAACAACCAUCAGCCAACCAAGCACUGUCCAUGAUUCAUCAGAUAAGCAACCAACCAGCAGCAGGUCCAUUGAAUUAUCAUCAGUUAUCCAUACCGAGGAUCACUUAACUAGUCGAAGUCUCACAAGUUCAAAUUUGACUACCGUUAAAGCAGAACAAAGCUAUGAUUCAAAUGAUAGAAGCCAGUUAAGUACAUAUACCACAAUUGAUACAAUAGCUGAAACAGGUGGUGGCCAUUUAGGUACUUAUACAACAAUAGGUGAAACAAGCAGGGUCUGGCUGUCCGGUGGAGAUACAGGAAAUAACAGAGAAACUUCAAGAGAAGAAACACAAGGCGGUGUUGAUUCCAAUGUUACAGCUGAUGCAAAUGGUUUACGUUCUACAAGUGAAAAUGGUACUGGACAUAGAGGUAGUUCUGGAAGGACUGAAAGUGAACAGAAAGGAAAAGGUACGGGAACUAACGGAAAUCCUACGGCCGAUUCUCAACCCAAAGAAACAGCAAACUUGAAAGGUGAUGGUGAAUACAUUAAAUCUGAUACAGAAAGUACAUACCAAGUUGUAACAAGCAUGUUAGGCGAUCCAACUUAUGAAGCUCAAGAAAAUGGAGGAAGUAACAACCAUUCUAAGGGUCACCCGGACAACGACAACUUAUCAGGAAACGCGCAUGGUGACAAGUUAACUCUUUCAGCAUCAAAUGGAUUUGACGGUGAACUAGUAGAAGAUAAAGAAGAUGAAAUCCCCGCCAGCAGAAACCCAGAUGCAACGGACAUGAAUUCAGGGAUUACUACCACGAUGGGUGUUGGGACGACGCUUUCUAAAGUCUAUUCACGCUCAAUCACUGAACAUACAAUGCUAUCCUACAUUGAUGGAGGUCUAUAUUCUUACUAUUCAGAUAUCGUCUACAUUGUGUUGGCCAUCUUUUUCUAUGCCUUAUAA
This is a messenger RNA of Hemisphaericaspora subhashii, 4233 nucleotides long. RefSeq lists its product as uncharacterized. Gene Ontology annotation, biological process: cell adhesion involved in multi-species biofilm formation; cell adhesion involved in single-species biofilm formation. The transcript is spliced from 2 exons. The record is from RefSeq and is a predicted model, not a curated record. Gene Ontology annotation, cellular component: fungal-type cell wall. Bases 1 to 4233 code for a protein of 1410 amino acids. NCBI's taxonomy places the organism in Eukaryota, Fungi, Ascomycota, Pichiomycetes, Serinales, Debaryomycetaceae.